This is a messenger RNA of Anneissia japonica, 5029 nucleotides long. Its product is annotated as ephrin type-B receptor 1-B-like. Gene Ontology annotation, cellular component: neuron projection; plasma membrane. Gene Ontology annotation, molecular function: ATP binding; protein binding; transmembrane-ephrin receptor activity. Lineage: Eukaryota; Metazoa; Echinodermata; Crinoidea; Comatulida; Comatulidae. Gene Ontology annotation, biological process: cell surface receptor protein tyrosine kinase signaling pathway; axon guidance; protein phosphorylation. The coding region runs from base 106 to 3045 and encodes 979 amino acids. The record is from RefSeq and is a predicted model, not a curated record. The transcript has 16 exons.
AUGGAAGCUCAAAACUCAAAAGUUAUUCAGUAUUGUGGAGGACAGUGCGAGUGAGCUAUAGUAUAUUUGUAGGCAGGAAAAAAAUAUGCUUAUUUGCCAAUCAAGAUGACUUCAACUAUGAAACAACUUUUUACCUUGACAACUUUCAUUAAUUUUGCUGCCAAUUUAGUACUAGCAAAAGAAAUUACAAUUUAUGAUAGCACAACACAAUCAAAUCUAGGUGACUGGACUAUAUAUCCUACUCCCAGUGCUACAGACACAUAUACAGGGUGGUUAGAAACUGGUGCAAGUUAUGAGCGAAAAUUCCAGGUAUGUCAAGUACAGUCGAGCAACCAAAACAAUUGGUUAAGAACACGCCACAUUGAACGAAAGGGUGGAAAUCGUAUCCAAGUGGAACUCGAGUUUUCCAUGUAUUCAUGCGAGGGAAUUGAUAAUGUGUUAUCCUGUAGGGAAACAUUUGACUUCUAUUAUAUUGAAGCCAAUCAGGAUUAUGCAGAUUCUACCAAUCCUGUAUGGGCAGCGCCACCAUACAUUAAAAUAAAACGUAUAGCUGCAGAAGGACGUUUUUCAGACCCGCAAAAUGAAAUUAUUAACACUGUGGUGGAAGACUUUGGACCGGUUACUCAGAACGGUUUUUACUUAGCCUUACAGGACCAAGGCGCCUGUAUGGCAUUGCUUAAAAUGCGUGUUUUCUACACAGUGUGCCCGCAAGUUAUAGAAAAUUUUGCAAAUUUUCCUGAAACGGUUACAGGACUUGAAGUAACAUCGCUUGUAUCCGUUGAUGGUACAUGCGUAGAAAAUGCGAGUAUUGUUGGUGCGACACAACCAGUUUAUCAGUGUAAGAGUGACGGGAGCUGGAUUCUUAUCCAAGGAACCUGUGCCUGUAACCCCGGUUACGAGCCUGUCGGCUCUAGAUGCCAAGAAUGUAGCAUUGGUAAAUAUAAGCCUGGCAUAAGCUUGGAAUUGUGCAGUCCGUGUCCUUUAAGGAGUCACGCAGAUUCAACUGCAAUGAAGAGAUGUACUUGUGAUGUAGGAUAUUUCCGUGCUCCUGAGGAUGCUUCUUCCGAUCCUUGCACAGGUCCUCCGUCUGCUCCAAGGAACGUAAAAGCCGAUGUGAACCAAGAAACAUCGGUGAUCACAUUAACAUGGUCUCCUCCAAAUGAUGAGGGAGGGCGCUCUGAUGUCACAUACUGGAUUGAAUGCCGGCAAUGUCCAAGUGAUGUUAAAUACACACCGGAUCGAGAGAACCUGAAUUCAUUGGAUGUCAACAUCAGUCGGUUGUCUUCGUACACAGAGUACGAGUUCCAAAUUCAUGCAAAAAAUGGCGUAUCAGAUCUUAGUGGUAUUGAUAGCUUUGCACAAAUAAAUGCAACAACUUUCUCAUCAGUUCCAUCAUCAGUUCGGGAAACCGUAAUAGCAAUGUCAUACCACGAUGCAGUAUCCCUAGAUUGGAAGACACCGCUCUAUCCAAAUGGGGAGAUUCUUGACUACGAGAUCCGCUACUACAUCCAGUACAUGCGUCUUUCCACAGAAAUGUUCCGUCUGAAGGCGGCUUCAAUUGGAGAGCAUCAAAACGUCAUCAUCGGGGAUUUGGCUUCAGGCACGGACUACAUCUUCCAGGUACGAGCAAGAACUGAAGCUGGUUUUGGCUCUUACAGCUACCCAAUAAUGGGAAGUACAUUAGUGAUAGAAGAACAAAAUUCUACAGAUGUCGGUAUCUUAGCGGGAGUACUGUCAACAGCGUUCGUGUUGUUUGCUGCCCUCGGAGCUGCUAUCAUUCUCAGGUUUUGGAAAGGACGGAAGAAGGAGGCCCCACCUGCUCAUGUUGGUAUCCAUACUCUGACACUCACCAAUGGAGAAUUACUUUUACCUAACAUCUGUAAACCAAGGAUCUACAUUGACCCCAGCACUUACGGGGACCCUGAUCGUGCUCUGCAAGAGUUUACCACAGAAGUAGACUCUAGUAACAUUCGAAUAAUGUCUGUUAUUGGGGGAGGUGAAUUUGGCGACGUAUGUAGUGGUUUAAUGAAAACGCCAGAUGGUUACACACGUAAAGUGGCCGUUAAGAUGCUAAAACCUGGUGCCUCAGAGAAAGAUCGCACUGACUUUCUUAUGGAAGCAUCCAUUAUGGGUCAGUUUGACCACCCGAAUGUCAUCAAACUCAUGGGUGUCAUAACAAAAACUCGUCCUGCAAUGAUAGUCACAGAUUUUAUGGAGAACGGUGCUUUGGAUUCAUUUUUGAGGGAAAAUGAUGGACAAUUUACACUGCUGCAACUUCUUAGCUUGCUACGUGGCAUUGCGUGUGGUAUGCGAUACUUGUCCGAAAUGAAUUACGUCCACCGUGAUCUGGCAGCAAGAAACAUUCUAGUUGACCAAUGCCUCGUCUGUAGGGUGGCUGACUUUGGCCUGUCACGGAUUAAGGAGGAGGGCAUGUAUGAAAGUAGUGGUGGUGGAAAAAUACCAGUAAGAUGGACGGCACCUGAAGCGAUUACGUACAAGAAGUUUACGUCGUCCAGUGAUGUGUGGAGCUAUGGGAUUGUCACGUGGGAGGUUAUGUCAUAUGGAGAGAGACCCUAUUGGAACUGGGGGAACCAUAAUGUGAUAGAUGCUGUUCAGAAGGGAUACUGUUUACCGCCCCCUAUGGAAUGCCCAGAAUGCAUCUAUGAAUUAAUGCUUGACUGCUGGGAACGUGAUCGACUGCAGCGGCCUACUUUCUCCAGUAUGGUGUCCUCUAUCGAUAGAAUGAUGAAGAAUCCUUCAAUGUUACAAACCAAAGCCCGUCCAAGAGAUGAUCCAUUAGAUCCAAUAAUUCCCAGUCUUUCCCAAUUCCACUCAGUCCCAGAAUGGCUGGAAGGAAUCAAGAUGGGUCGUUACAAGAACACCUUUAUUGAAGCAGGCUAUCAUAGAUUAGAAGAUAUCGCGCGACUAUCCACAGCGGACCUGACGCGGAUGGGCAUCGUACUUCUUGGACAUCAGAAGAAAAUCAUGAAAAACAUAGAGCUUCUACGACAACAGUUAAUAUUAUCCCAAGCAACGUUCGUUUAAAUAAUACAACUCCAGCAAUAUGUAAAUGAGCAUCCUAGUGACCUUUCAACUUAUGCAAAUUAAUGCUUUUAGCUUUGCAAAUAAUUAUAGCUGCAACUUUUUUUUAAUUUCACCUUGUGCAAAAAGCAUAGAUUUUUAUAGCUAUGAGCUGAUGUCAUUAAACUGUGGUUAUACUAGUAUGUCUGGUACUGUGUAUUCUAUGUUAUCAAACACAGUGUGUGUUUGAUUGGCUGUCACAUAAUGGGGUGUCCAUGUUUGAGGUAUAUAUGGAGCUGUAAAAUGGUGAAAACUAACCCUGAAAACCGCCCCUGAAUUCAGUGCUGGCAUAAAAAUAUUGUAAAUUUUCACAUCAGGAAAAAAAAAAAUCCACUUCCCAAGCUUGAGAUUGAUGAUCAAAAGUGGUCAUGUUUCGUGCAUGGCGCCCGCAUUUAAAUAUGGUGCAGAAAAUAUAAGUGAUCCAACACAACUUUACGAUAGGUCGUAAGAGAGCUGCUCCUUUUAAUCUGAACAAAAUAUUUAUGAUACAUAUUCAUGAAAAUUGUAUAUUCAUGAGUAAGUAUUUACAUAUUUAUAAGUAUUACAACAAAUGCUAUGUAUGUUUAAGCCUUGGUUAGGCUAAUUAGAAUUAGAGAGAUUAAGAACAAGGUUGAUAGAUACAGUAUCAUGUAACUAUAUUUUCUUUUAACAAAAAAAUUUACCAUUUUAUCACCACCGAUCUUAGAUUUGUUAAUUUUGUACAAACUUGUAAGUAAAAGAUUAAAGUAUUAUUAUAUUGCCCUGUAUAAAUGCAUUAAUUCAUUUUUUAUAAGCUGUUAAAAACUUUUAGAUAUGUAUUAUUAUUAAGUUGCAAAUAUAUGUAUAAAUAUUCACUGUUGAUCAGCUGUCUUCUUAGUUAUAAUUGGAAGAUAGGUGAGAUGAAUUUUUAGACAACAAACACAUAGGUUAGAAAGAACAAUAAAUAAUAUUAAUAGACUUAAUAAAUGGGAAACCUGCAGUCUGUCUUUAUAUUGUAUUGGUCCUGGUCACAUGGUCUAAUAUAGUUAACUAGUAAACAGAUGAUUGGAACCCAUAGAAUAUUCCAUGCAGUUUUAUACUGUCAGUAUACAUAUAUGUGGAAAUUAUAUGAAUAUUCAUGACAAAUUACAGUAUGUAAAUGAGCCUACAGAUUGUGUAAGCCAUUAAUUUUUAAAUGUUAUCAGUCGUUAUCAGCCUAUAAGAUACUUAAGUAAUGUACAUAUUGAUUUAUAUUUAAAGCAACUUUUGAUUUAUUUAAAAUUUAUUUUAAUCCAGUUUACAUUUCUUGAAAGGGUGAUUGUUAAGAAAAGACAAUUGCUUCACAGACAGUCUUUUAAAUUGUUAUAAAGUUAUAAAGGGCUUUAUGUAAAGCUGGAAUGACUGAAAAAAAAAUAACGCUUGACAUGUGUUGAUGUAUAGUAGCGUUGUAAAGGGUAGGCUUUAUGUAAAGGGAUCAGGUUAUGAGCUCGGUUGUCAUGGAGAUAUUCCUUCAUUGUCAACAGGGUGCUUUUGUUUUGUGCGACAGAUUGAACCCAAUGGCUAGGCUAGUCCAGGCUAGGCUAGGCCAGGUGGGAUGGGUUCACUCGCCCAUGUACAUCCUGUGUUCUCUGCAAAACAUAGAUUUGGGUCAAACCUCAUCCUAGAAAUCAAAUGAUGAGAACUCAAUAUCGUUGCAUGCACAGAAAACUUUGUGACAUCAUUACUUCUCUCGUAUCAGCUAAUAUUGAUAUGAUCAAUUUUGAAGAGUUUUGAUAUUCAUGAAUUACUGAUUGUAAUCAGAUUUUUUAUAUCUGAAAUAUUAUUAUGAUGAUUAAUAUUACUAUAUGAAUUCAUCGUUACUGUUCCUAUGAGGAAUCAUUAAAUUCCUUUUGUUUUUUGUCUUAUUUUUUUAAACUGAUUGCAUUGUUGCAUUCUUUAUGUUAUCAGGCUCACACAACAUUAAAGAAUUAUUUGCAAUAACUACAUUUAU